Molecule: messenger RNA, 1749 nt
Organism: Candidozyma duobushaemuli
Lineage: Eukaryota; Fungi; Ascomycota; Pichiomycetes; Serinales; Metschnikowiaceae
Gene: WHI3
Product: mRNA-binding protein
Exons: 2
Coding region: 1-1749 (582 amino acids)
Molecular function (GO): mRNA binding
Source: RefSeq, a predicted model, not a curated record
AUGACUUCUGAAACCAACCUACAAUUUGCCCCCACAGGUCCCAUGAUGAACCCUAAUGUAAAUGCGGGCUCCACGUUACCAGGCCAGUCGAACCUACUUUCUGGCUCCUUCUCCUCCAUGUCACAACCGUCUAGUGCCAACCAGCCGCCUUCAUCGGGCUCCAUACUGCAGCAACUGUUUCCCUUGAAAGUCCUUAAUGUUCCAGCUGACUUGUCCGAGAGAGAAGCCCAGCUCAUCUUUGCAUUGGUGCAUGACGAUGUCGCCAGUGUCGAGCUCAAGGAUCAGGUCAUCACCGCCAACUUCAAGACCUUGAACACCUGCAUCACUACCGGAAAGCUUCUUGAGAACAAGCCUAUCUUUGGCUCCAAUCUGCCGCAAGUGAGCGUUGAAUACGACGCCAAUGUGCCCCUCGCAGCCACAACAGGCGCCUUCAACAACAUGAGAUUGUCAAACUCUGGCAUUUCUCCACCAUCCUCGCAUCCUGUUCCACUGGCCGCCCAGCUCCUAUCGGGCUCACAGUCAAGCCAGGGGAAGCGCAAGUCAGUUGGAAACCAAAGAUCUCGAUUCCUCUUUAGUGACCCAUUCUCAGGUACAACUACUCCAACCAACGCCAACCCUCCUGCCGGAUCUAUUGACUUGAGCGAUAUCACUGGCAAGUCCAUACUCAUGAUGGAAUCUCAUAAUGAUGCCAGAGAGUACGAGAACCUUGUUCGUGACCCUUGGUCUUCGCAACCAUCGAAUUCUCUUGGCUUUGGUUCAAACCCUGAAACCCCUGGAAUGAAUGUUCCAAACUCAUUUGAAUGGGGUGUUUCAUCGAACAAUCAACAGCCAUCUCAGCCCUCUCUGGGUCAACUGUCCCAACAACAGGGCCAGUCUUCCCAGCAACUGCAGGCAAACCAGCAGGGAAACCAGGGAAAACAAGCGGGCUCCCAAUCAAAUGCCCCUGCCACACUGUCUUCUGCAGCACCAGGGUCCCUUAAUGGAGAGAGAAGAAGAACUUCAUCCGCAUUUUUUAAUAACGGCUCAGGCUCACAGACUCAAGCUCAGUCUGGAACCCAGCCUCAACCUCAGCAACAGCCCCAGACUGUGGCAGCUAUCUUGUCUCAGGGGCCAACGCAGUCUAAUGGCAAUAAUUUGGCACCAUUAUCGAUCCCAUCUAACUCAAUUAAUAGAAAUGGGCCUCCAUCCGCAUCGUCUGCGUCUGGAGCUCAACAGGCAGGCCCUUCAUCUCAGCCAAACUCAGCAACAACACCAACUAGUGCUGCUAGGUCGUCUACCAAGGACGUUCCUGACUUGUCAUUGUUGGCCCGUGUGCCACCACCAGCUAAUCCUGCUGACCAAAACCCUCCUUGCAACACUUUAUACGUUGGUAACCUUCCACCUGAUGCUACUGAGGCUGAGCUCAGGACAUUGUUCUCCCCUCAGAAGGGUUUUAGAAGAUUGUCCUUCAGAACGAAGAAUCAGUCUUCUAGCUCUAGCUCUAGCUCAUCUUCUCACAACCACGGUCCUAUGUGUUUCGUUGAGUUUGAAGACGUGGCUCAUGCCACCAUUGCAUUGGCUGAAUUGUACGGGAGAGCUUUGCCUAGACCAAACGGCAGCAAUGGCAAAGGCGGUAUCAGAUUGUCUUUCUCAAAGAAUCCCUUGGGAGUCAGAGGUCCUGGAAAUCCAAGAAGGUCAUCUUCCCAGCAGGGCUCCAACAGCGGUACCAACAACAGUGUUGGUAACUUUGGCUACCAAAACUUUCAUUAA